Molecule: messenger RNA, 954 nt
Organism: Alexandromys fortis (reed vole)
Lineage: Eukaryota; Metazoa; Chordata; Mammalia; Rodentia; Cricetidae
Exons: 4
Coding region: 1-954 (317 amino acids)
Source: RefSeq, a predicted model, not a curated record
AUGUCAAAAGGAAUCUACAAACCCUUGAAUUUGGUCAGGAAAGUGACCAAAACAGCAAGGAAGGCCAAAAUAAUCAAUUUAACGGAAACCCAUCUGAACUUCAAAGAAACUACCCAGCAAUCUACAUUCGUGCAAGACAGUGGUGAAGAGCUAACGGAGUCUUCAAGCACAAGGAACGUCAUUGAGUUCAAGUUGGAUGAUAAAACCUCUAAGAACCUGAUCAAUCGCUCGGUUAUGUCGGCUCAUAAAUUGGGAUCACAUAUCUAUGCGACUUUUUGCCUUGACCAGCUCGUCCCCACCGCCACCCCGACACCUCACCUCCUCCGGGCUCACGGGAAGGACGCCAAGUCAGACAGCGGGGAAGAUGGCGUCACUUGUCAGAGCAGCAGCACUCGCCUCCUCCUGGAGCCAGCCCGGGUUGCACUCAAGUCGUGGGUCCCCAAGCAGCUCCCAGGACCGACCCAAGGCAGCGUAGAAAAUCGGCCAAUUCCCGCACUGGCACGACCCGGCGACCCGAACUGGCGCGCCCGCACUUCCGGUAACUGCGGAAGUCCCGCCCUCAGAUACACUUCACAACCCACAGUCCGGAAGCCCCGCCCCACACCCAACGGCUGCGGACGCUCUUCCCUGAUUUCCUUCGCACAGUCCCACGAGCCCAUCGCGCGCGGCCGGUCUCCUGUUUCGGCUUGCGGCUGUGGCGCGGGUUCCUGGCGGCCUCCACUGUGGCCUAGCUGUGAGCAGAGCCAAGACCCAGCGAGUGACUGCGGGAGAACGAGUAUGCCGCCCCCUGGUGGCCUAAGCAGGCCCAGCACUUCCCCUGCUGACUUGCUGGGUACCACUUCUCCGGCAGCUCUGUGGGAGCCCUGCUAUCUGGCUGCAGGAGAGUCUGAUGGAGAUGGAACUAUUAAUAUUUCAGCUUAUCUGCAGAAGAUGACUCACCCAGUUUCCUUCUGA